Molecule: messenger RNA, 420 nt
Organism: Prorocentrum cordatum
Lineage: Eukaryota; Dinophyceae; Prorocentrales; Prorocentraceae
Source: the annotation of a GenBank genome assembly
CUCCCUGUGGGACUUGUGGCCCGAGUGUUUGGGGUGUACUGGAAGAGCCGCGUCGUCUUCCGGACUGCGCCUGCGGUGUACAAGACGAAGUGGAUCGAGAACGACAGUGACAUUGCGGCAAGCUCCGCCGGUGGGGUCCGCACGAUGCGGAGGGAGCUAAGGAAGCACGUGAGACAUGGCAAGCUGUACGGCGAGUACGAGUUGAUCGAAUACAGCAAGAUCAUGGACGAUCUUAUCCAGGAGCGCGGGUUCGUCGAUCCGUCCCUGUGGCUGAAGGAUGGGUACCAUCCCAGCGCGGACCCCUCCCGGCGCUACCUCGAUGCGAUUUUCCGUCUCUUGAACGUGACGACGGUGGAGGAGAAGGCGCAGGUGAACGACAGCAAACGGUUGACGUCGGCGCUCGCCGGCGACGAGGAUGAG